GAUGGGGGGAUUGCGAGCCCCAAGCGGGGAGCGCGGCCGCCUGGACGAGCUCCGGGGAUGGCUGGGCGAAGGAGUGGCGGUGCGGCCGAUAUCGUGGGGGCUGGGGAAGGGGUUUGCUGAGGGAUUCCGAGUGGAGGCAUGGCUGCAGCGGCGUCGCUGCCCUGGUUCUGGGAAGACGCCAUUAUUGGGUCCGGUGCUGCGGGCCCGGCUCGUUCGCUGUCCACUGGGAACUGCCUAGAGCAGCAAACCAGACUGGCUUGCAGACAAACAGGGCGCGAUGCAGUGGUUGGUUGGUUAUCCCGACUAAUAGGGCCGAAGCGAGCGAGGGCUGACAAGAGCGCUGGGUCGUCGACUUGGAUGCAGGAGCGGCCAAAACGAUCUGGUGUGCUGCGCAACACAGCAGCGAGCAACGCACAAGCGGAUGCAGGCAACGCUGGAUCAAGCAACUGGGGAAGCUGUGGUACACCUCGUGCUCGGGCUCGGGCUCAGGCUCAGGCUCCAGCUCGAUCAGGCCCAGAGUUUCGUGCUCUGGGUCGGUUGGUUGGGUCGUGGCGAGGCGCGGAUUGGAUCAGCCGCUCGUUUACGCAAAUGGCGCAAAUCCGUCUGGGUCGUGGCAGCCAAUGCGGGUGCGAUAAUAUGGCGAUGCAAGGCAGUUGGCGCAAUGGAUGGCCCUCCGUAGGAGUUCGGUCGGGUUUGUGGACGCUGUCGAGGGUUGCGAGUGUUGAGAUAGAAAUGCGGUGUCCAGGGAGAGGGUGCUGCAGUUGAUGAGUGGAAUCAACCCUCAUCAAUGACAAUGACCCCUCCACGAGUUACAGGUACACGUGUAGGCGCCCAAUCCAGGUUCCAGCGGCUCCCCUGAUUGCGUCGGCCCGGCCAAUGGCCGAGGCGGGUUGGGUCAAGGUCCAGGUGGUUCUCACCAUAGGUGGACGUUGGAUUUGGUGGACAAAGGCCUUUGCUGCCCUGGGCUUGUUGGUGGGGGCCCAGGCAGGCAAGAACGAAAGCAAAUCACUGGACGGAGAACCCGAUUGGAGCUCUGGGGAGAGAUCCCAGCGAGUCAGAAACCUUACCUGGAAAGUACAGUACGGACAGGGCAGCGAGCAUCGGGCGGCUGCUUCCAAACAAAUGAAAAAACAACACAAGGG
This is a messenger RNA of Parathielavia appendiculata, 1142 nucleotides long. RefSeq lists its product as uncharacterized. The record is from RefSeq and is a predicted model, not a curated record. The coding region runs from base 139 to 765 and encodes 208 amino acids. The transcript has 2 exons. Lineage: Eukaryota; Fungi; Ascomycota; Sordariomycetes; Sordariales; Chaetomiaceae.